Molecule: messenger RNA, 15784 nt
Organism: Podarcis lilfordi (Lilford's wall lizard)
Lineage: Eukaryota; Metazoa; Chordata; Lepidosauria; Squamata; Lacertidae
Source: the annotation of a GenBank genome assembly
GCAGGUUUCGGGAAUCCCUCUUUUCCCCUCCUUUUGUUUACGAGAAUCAAAAUAAAUAUGGGAAGUUAAUAUUUAGCCUUCCAUUCUGUUUAUUUUUAGGAGGCAAAGGACUGAGUUUGGACCCAUUUGGCCAGCCUGUAACGAAGCAACAAUGUCUCCUGUCCCACUAAUCUUCUGGAUGGUUGCUUUAGCCCACACUGUUCUUGCAGGACGUGGUAAGCAUCUCUAAUAUUUUAACAGGACAAAAAGCAAACAAACCGGUCUGUGAUAGCUUAGAGACUGAAAUGUAAUGUAGUAUGAGAUUUUGCAAGUAAUAACCCAUUUUUUCCUGGUGUUCAUAUGAGCCAGCUCCUAGGGGCUGCAGGGGCUUCACCCCCCCCAUAAAAUAUUUGAGGGGACUGGGCCGCCACAAAGUUGAUGGGCAUUCCCAUUCAAAUGCUGUGUGUGCACUGCGUCAUGGGAUUGAUUAUGCAGGGCAGGGCUAACCUGGGCAAGAUGUUUCCUAUGCUCUGAAGAGUAGUGUGCCUUAAUUUCUGUUGGAGCAUGCUGGAAGGGACGCGGGUGGCGCUGUGGGUUAAACCACAGAGCCUAGGACUUGCUGAUCAGAAGGUUGGCGGUUUGAAUCCCCACGACGGGGUGAGCUCCCAUUGCUCGGUCCCUUCUCCUGCCAACCUAGCAGUUGGAAAGUGCAUCAAAGUGCAAAUAGAUAAAUAGGUACCUCUCUGGUGGGAAGGUAAAAGGCAUUUCCGUGUGCUGCUCUGGUUCGCCAGAAGUAUCUUAGUCAUGCUGGCCACAUGACCCGGAAGCUGUACGCCGGCUCCCUCGGCCAAUAAAGUGAGAUGAGCGCCGCAACCCCAGAGUUGGCCACGACUGGCCCUAAUGGUCUUUCUUGGUCUUUUUUAUGCUGGAAUGUCACAAUAUGAUCUAAGUCUAACAAGUCACUUAAUUUGACCUGCUUUGCUUAGUAUGCAUCUGCUUCCAUCAUUUAAUUCAGUUCAGGUGUGUUAACCUGGUAUAUCAUGUGAGGCAUGUGUUGUAAAAAUAAAGACGCCAGCAUAUGAGAGAAGCUAACUUGACUUUACCUCUCUUAGCAAAAAUUUAACUGCUGGCACUUGUCAGAGAGCCGUAGCCUCAUGAACUAUGGAUUAACUAAAUCCCCUUUGCAAAUCUGAUUGCAAAGGUUAUAAAUGUGUGGCAAAAUCUGGGAAACUGAAUUAGUUCGGUAUUAAUUUCAAGCCUACAUUUCUGAAAGCUUUCCUGUUUCUGCUUCUGCAUCAUCAUAAAUGGAUUGUUAGAAUAUUAAUUUUUAAAAGGCCAGAGUUCAGAAAGCAAGCCAUGAUGUAGCCUUUAGCAGAAAAAAGUCACAUAAAAAGUCAGUGGUAAAUAUUGUAACAUGGUUGUGAUUUAUUUAUUUAGUGGAUAGCACUGGGCAUGACUUCAGGGACAUCAGAUGUUUGAAAAGAAGGUGGGGAGAUAUUCACAAGGGCAGAUAUAGUUCUGUGAGUGGGCCCUCAAAGAAUCCAGUAAAAGAAAGGUGAUUUUGGUUGGUACAUUCUUAUUGAUAAAGCUUUCAGCCAAAUAAUUGGUGAAUUAUUUCCCCUUCAGCACGUGUAGCAAAUGGGUCAAGUGUAGAUCUUCUCUCUGCCAAUUUUCCGGGUUUUUUGGGGGGAGAAACCAUAUCCUUUCUCCCUCUUUCCUUUGAACUACUCCGAGCAGUAGUGCUAGUCAAGGGGCCGGAGGGUCAACUUCAUAUACUGAUGGAGGUUGAUGCGGGAUUAAAAUGAAUCACAGUGCUGCUGCCACUUGUGCCUUCAGUACACCACCUUUAUGUGAUGAACCAAAGGUACAAUGUGCUCAUAUUAUUAUUACCUGUUUAUUUGGUUGCUUCAAAACAUGGGGAUGCUAUAGCUGUUAAUGAAUACAAAGCCUUAUAAAUACAGUACUUGGUGUCUUCUAGGCUGUCCCAGACCACCUGAAAUACCAUUGGCUACUGCUGACGUACAGAAGGAAGAAUUCAAUAUGGGAGAGGAAAUUACAUACCACUGUAACCCUGGUUAUGUGCCUUACUCAGGCUCAAGGAGCUAUACAUGCCCUUGGUCUGGUAGAUGGCCUAUUGUUACAUUUAGAUGUAUACGUAAGUACAUUCUUUCUAUAAUGUGUCUUGCUGGUUUUUUUGCUUACCAUAACCUAUUCGAGUAAGAACUAUUCAUUUUACAAAAUACAAAGCAAACCUUGUACAGUGGUACCUCGGGUUACAGACGCUUCAGGUUACAGACGCUUCAGGUUACAGACUCCGCUAACUCAGAAAUAUUACCUCGGGUUAAGAACUUUGCUUCAGGAUGAGAACAGAAAUCGUGCUCCGGCAGUGCAGCAGCAGCGGGAGGCCCCAUUAGCUAAAGUGGUGCUUCAGGUUAAGAACAGUUUCAGGUUAAGACCUCCAGAACGAAUUAAGUUCUUAACCCGAGGUACCACUGUAUUUAGUUAGUAUACAGAAUUUGUCUGUCUUCAGAAACCCUUCUCUCUAAUGCUUGAUACCUCAGCAAAAGUAUGAGAAUUAUAUUUUAUUAACUUCACUCUGGAAGAGGCAAUACAUUAUACUCACAGGGUGUGUUUUAGAGCUCAGCUGCGGUAACACUUUGCCACAACGGCUAUUUCAAGCAUGUGUAAUAAGCUACUGAUUUCUGCAUUGAAAUCACCUGGAUAUCAGUGUAGAUACAUCAUCACCAUCACCAUCAUAAUUUGUAUUGUUUAUACUCUGCCAUUCUGGCCCCAGGCACUCUGGGCGGCUUCCCACACAUAAAAACAUAAUAAAACAUCAAACAUUAAAAACUUACUGAUACAAGGAUGCCUUAAGAUUUCUUCUAGAAGUUGUGUAGUCCUUUAUGUCCUUGACAUCUGAUGGGAGGGCAUUCCACAGAGAGGGCACCACUGCCGAGAAAGCCCUCUGCCUGGUUCCCUGUAACUUCACUUCUCACAGUGAGGGAACUGCCAGAAGGUCCUCAGAGCUGGACCUCAGUGUCCAGGCUGAAAAAUAGGGGUGGGGAUGCUCCUUCAGGUAUAUAGGGCCAAGGCUGUUUAGGGCUUUAAAGGGUCAGAAACACCACUCAGAAACAUACUGGGAGCCAGUGAAGAUCCUUUAGGAUCAGUGUUAUAUGGUCCUGGCAGCUACUCUCAGUUACAAGUCUAGCUGUUACAUUCUGGAUUAGUUUUAGUUUCUGAGUCAACUUCAAAGGUAGCUCCAUGUAGAGAACAUUGCAGUAGCCCAAGAUAACCAGAGCAUAUACCACUUUGGCAAGACAGAGAUGGUGAUGUGGUUAAAUAUAAUAGUUUCAAGAAAGUAAUAUUUAAAUGUUUUAACUCAACCUACUGCAAGAUGAUGUUUGGAUAGGAAUCUCAACAAGCACGCAUUUCCUGGCAUAGGCCAUUUCUCAAGGUGACCAAAAGCUAUCUGUAUUCUGUAUUCCAGCCUAAAGCUGGAUUGAAUAAAUCAAGGAAAAUAACGCACAUCUAGGAAAAUCAGGAAGAAAGGUGCAACUAUCUUACCCAAGAAAGGAAACUAGCUGGGACUUUUCUGAUUCAAUGAGAUUUAAAGAAAAAACAAGAAAGAGACAAGAAUACAUGUGGUUGGUCAUAGAAUCAUAGUACAGUCGUACCUUGGAAGCUGAAGAAAAUCCGUUCUGGAGGUCCAUUCGACUUCCAAAACGUUUGACAACCAAGGCGUGGCUUCUGAUUGGCUGCAGGAGCUUUCUGCAUGCAAUCAGAAGCCGCGGAGCCACAUCGGACAUUCGGCUUCCAAAGAACAUUCACAGAUCGGAACACUCACUUCUGGGUUUGCAGUGUUUGAGAGCCAAAACAUUGAACUCGCAAGUCGUUUGGCUUCCAAGGUACGACUGUAUUGUAGAGUGGAAAGUACCCCAAGGGUCAUUUAGUCCAAUGCAGGAAAUGUCUGAAUCCUGUCCACAUCCUCUAGCUAUGCAACCUUUUAAAAUAUCCAUACAACAAGCAGUCCUCAGUGGUACAUCCCCUCAAUUUGUAAUAGCUGUGGAAUCCAAGGUAGAACAAACCCAAGUAGCGUUGUGCUGUGUUUCAUAGCAUAGUCACAAUGGACCACAAAGUGGUCCGUUUAUCGCCAUCAUAUGUUGAUCAUCCCUUCUAAAUAGUUCCUGAGAAUUGCUUUUAACAGCUAUGCAAUGGGCAGAAACAAUAGUUAAAGCUUUCCUUGCAAAGAUGGGAAAAGCUGUCACUAUUGCUUUCUGCCUGCCAUGUGGUUGUUAAAAGCAUUUCUAAGGGAGGGUCCCUCGUAACGUGAGCCUUGUACAAAACUGAAGUAAGGCAAACAGUUCUGAAUGUGACUUUAUGAUGUGUGACAGGAACAGCUUUUGCACUGCAAGUUGCAUCAGAGAAACAACUUAGGAACAUUUGAAUGCAUUAUUUCUGUUUUGCCAGUAUUGUACGCUGGUUUCAGGAGAGUGGCGAGUCCUACAUAUCAACUGCUUCCUGAUAUAUUUAACUGCAGGCACCAAAAAUUAAACACAGUAGGGUCUCAGACAUGCAAAAACAGGUACCUGACCACCACUGAGCUACCACUUUUACUCUGUAGGAGUCCAUACUAUUUAGGGAUUUGAUGUACUCUUCAUGUGGUCACACGCUUAAGUUCAUUGGGUGCUAAUCUAUCCCCAAGAGAUUGUUGUGAUUAAAAUACGCAGUGGCUCUUUUGGAAUGACUUGAAUGCCUCUGUUCUGGAAAUGAACAAAAAUAAUGAAACAUUGUCUUAUACUAAAACAGCAAAAAAAUGUUACUACCCUGGACCUUUGGAAAAUGGAGAGACCGAACAUAUAGACCUCACCUACCAGAGUUCUAUAAGGUUUUCGUGUCAUCCAGGGUAAGUUGUGCGGCGGUGUUCUAUUUAAAGGAGCGAUUCCAAUCCCAUGGAUUUUCGCUGUCCCUGCUAGGGACAGGUAGCAUAUAGGCAAGAAGAUUAAAACCUCCACGUCCUGCAUAUGGAUCUGGAGAAUGUUAUGUUAUUUUGUCUGAAAAGAAAUAAGAACAAAUAAACUGUAGUUACAACAAAUAUCCAUGCCCAAAUGUCAAAAAGCUUGGCAAGGGCUGCUGAAUUUCAUUCCAGUGGAUGAGAUUGCUCUUACUUGGCCAUCUGUUGGUGUAGGAGUAUGUAAGCUUCUGAUUUAACACAGAAUUGUUCAGUGAGUUAUAUGUAGCUUAGGCUAUAUUACACAUUUUGCUGUUAAUUGGCAAAAGUGAGAAUAGCCUCAAAGGCGACUCUUGGCAAUUUUCUAAGUAUCUAUAAAGUGUGAAGUAAAAGAAACAGCACCAAAAUCAAGGCCAUCACUGGGCCAUAUUAGAAACUCCAUGUGGGAUACCCAACCCAGCUGGUUUUGGGUUUUUUUGUCAAUCACGAGUGCAAAAUAUUUUUUAAAACUGCUGUUAUAGAUGUGUUUUAUUUCUCAGGUAUAUUCUUCAAGGGAAGAAAACCGCUCAAUGCCUGGCAGAUGGACAGUGGAGUGAAAAAUUACCCAAAUGCCAACGUAUGUGAGAAAUGGGUUCGUUUUGUGUAUGAAGAUGUGUUGGGCCGACUGACCUACUCAUGGGGGUAUCAAAUGUAGCAGCUUUUGUACAUGUGUAAUGUUAAGACAUCCUGGAUAAAGGUCUGGGUAUCGUGAUGUCUUGGAACCAGGUUAUUUGAAGGACUGCCUGAACUCCUGUCAGAUUAGCUAAUUAUGGAGGCCUUGCUUGUGGGCCCGCUGGGUAAGGUCCAAGGUCCAUCAGGUUGGUGCUUGCAGGAGAUAAGACCUUCUCGGUGACGGAAUUCCCUUCGCACAGGAAGUGCGCUUAGCUCAAUUGUUUUUAAAUGACACACAGAAAAACCCAGCUUUUCACAUUCACUUUUAACUGAUUAAUUUGAGGUUCGUCUAGGGUAUUUAGCAUGAUUUAACAGCUGGUGCUGUUUUUCUGUUCUAUUUUCUAUAAUACAGCUGCUUUUUAGAGAGAAUUGUGAAAUUUUCUUUUCAUGUGUGUUUAUGAUAUGAACAACCUGUGUGGUCUUGAAAGGUUAUGUACGAUUUCUUAAAUAGAUACUGUAUGGGUACCUUUUCCAUUCAAAACAGUAGAGUCAUACUCUCAAAAUAGAUAAUUGUACAGUGCUUCUACAUCCCCCCCCCCCAUCUGUUCUGGAUUACCUCUCAAUUCACUGCAGAUGAUUGUGUGUGUUUGUGUGUGUGUGCAGGAGGAAAAUUCUUUUCCCAGAGUGGAAGUCAUUCUGUGUCUGCAAUUAUUUCAUUGGAUUCAAUCCAUUGGUCUCACACAGCACUUUUGAUAGCCACAUAUUGCGAAGUACCCAAUCUCUUCUCCGCCCCUAUUUCCAUAUUUUUCAUAUGCUUCUGUGUUCCUGAUACAUCUCCCAAUGAUAAAAGAGAUACAAUCUGAGCAAGCAGUUUGCAUUUUAAACUCACCUAAAUCAUAGCACCAUCAUGACUACAGGAAUAAUUUUUUUUAUUGCUGAUUCUAUUUCGUUGCAGAAAAGGUUCGUGUAUUUUAAAAAUGUAAAUAAUAAAAUGAGUUUCUGCAAUCAGGCCAAUAUCUAGCCAGCCAUACUCUUAACAGGGCUUGUUUCUACUGCUUUACAGGUAGUCAUUGGGGGCAGGGGGAAUCCAGCAAGGCCCUUGAUUUUGGCUCUGAGGUUCAGCUCUAGCUGCAACGCUGCUUUCAAGCAAGCCUGUGCAGAGCUUGUCUAAGGCCCGGGGUGAGAGUCUUGUUAGAAUAAAGUUAUAAACAUUCCUGGCAUGACAGCGUAAACCUCCUUAGCCCUCCAAGGCCAAGGCAAGGUGUACCCAGCUGCCCCACACUCGGCAUGGGCCUGCUUUCAAGUAUAGUCAUACCUUGGAAGUCAAACACAAUCCGUUCUGGAAGUCCAUUCGACUUCCAAAAUGUUCGGAAACCAAAGUGCGGCUUCUGAUUGGCUGCAGGAAGCUCCUGCAGCCAAUCGGAAGCAGCGGAAGCCACGUCGGACGUUCGGCUUCCAAAAAUAGUUCGCAAACCAGAACACUCGCUUCCAGGUUUGCGGCGUUCGGGAGCCAAAACGUUCGAGAACUAAGCUGUUUGAAAACCAAGGUACAACUGUAUUAGAACUCUCUCUCAGUUCUUAGAAAGAGAAACCUUUUUUAAAAAAAAUAUGAUGGGGAAGACACUUGUUUUAUUUUCUCUUUGUAAGAAAUGAAUCAGCAUCACCCUUGGUGGUGAGUUAUGUGAAGUACCAAUUAUAUCCCAUGUAUAUUUGAAGUCCCCUCCCCUUUAAUCCCUGAAUGGCUACAUUUCCCACUGAUCUUUUACAAUAUCCGUGAAACUAAUUUUGGCUAAACAUAUCCAAAAGUGAGCUUCAAUAUAGGAACAGAAAUAUAUUGGGGGCCUCAGUGUGUUUUGGGGGAAAGCCUGCAGACUUGGUGUACAGUUGCCGUGUUUUGGUCUUUCACAUUUACAAUUCUCUUUUAAGAGAAGUGCACUAGAUGCCCACUCAAACCUUCCAGCCACCUUAGCUUAUGUUAACUAAUCAAGAGAUUUUUUUUUACAGGCGAAGCAAAUACUCCGACGUAUCAGAAUGAAUUCCGUAAGAACAGGAGUGUUUUAUAAGAUAUUUAGCCAAAUAGGCACAAGAGUAAAGUUUUUACACUGCGUCAAAUAAAUUUGCUUUUUUCCUUUUUCCUCCAGCUGUCGUUUGUCCUCCACCUCCAGUUUCUGAAUUUGGAGCCCUUUCUUACCGUAAACUUGUGCCUGGAAAUGUAUCAGUCUUCCAAGACGUAAUCAAGUUUGAGUGCUUACCGCCUCUUGCUUUGUUUGGAAACGAAACAGCCAAAUGUCUGGCCAGUGGAAACUGGAGUGAACUACCUGAAUGCAGGUGUAAGUCCUCUAAAUAUAAUGUUGCUAUUUGAAAGACUGCUUGGGUAUGCAAAUUCUCUCUUUUUGCCUUCCCCCCAUGGCCUCUAAACCAUAGCAAUCUUUUUCUUCCCCCUAACACAGCCGUAGAAUGUCCAUAUCCAGAGCAAAUAGAAAAUGGGUUUAUAAACUUUGCUCUUCGUCGUACUUACAAAUACAAAGAAUCUGUGCAAUAUGGCUGUAAUCCUCCAUAUGUACUGGAUGGGGCUUCAGAAUCCAGUUGUGAAAAAACAGGAACCUGGUCAACGAAACCAGCUUGCAGAGGUAAAACUUAGCAUCUGAUGUAUCUAACCAUACGGCGGCUUUUCAUUUUUGAAAAAGUGACCCAGGGAGGAAUUCAGCAUAGCACUAGAGCAAUUGUUUUCUGAGCGCAAGCUUUUCAGUUUGCCAAAUAGAAUGAUCCCUUUCCUUCUCCCUUUGUGCACUGUUCUGGUAAUUCUACAAAACCGCACACUCCUAUCAGUUUCAGGGAGCGAAGGGGUGCAUUUGAGGGGGGGGAGCCUUGUUGUGGACAUUCUCGUAUGGCCUUCCACAAGCGGAAUUAGUUAGUGGAAUCCCGUUCCCAGCUUUUCGGAUAUCUUUAUGUCAUAAAGCUUAUGUAUUUUUCAUGCAAUCAUAAAAGUCAGCCGGUUGUGAGACAAUGAACCUAGACUGUAAAUACAAAUCAGUGUUGCUUGUGCUGUAUAUGAAUUCAGCAUCUGUAAGCUCAUAACUCUUGAGCUACCCUCUGUAUACAUGCCCAUUAGGACUCCCCUGCCAAGUUGUUAUGUGUGCCUACCUUAACAAGAACAAUUUCACAGUACAACGUGAACACAUCCGGGUUGCAGUCUAGGCAAAGCUUCUUGUUGUUGUUUAGUCGUUUAGUCGUGUCUGACUCUUCAUGGACCAGAGCACACCAGGCACUCCUUUCUUCCACUGCCUCCUGCAGUUUGGUCAAACUCAUGCUGGUAGCUUCGAGAACACUGUCCAACCAUCUCGUCCUCUGUCGUCCCCUUCUCCUUGUGUCCUCAAUCUUUCCCAACAUCAGGGACUUUUCCAGGGAGUCUUCUCUUCUCAUGAGGUGGCCAAAGUAUUGGAGCUUCAGCUUCAGGAUCUCUCCUUCCAGUGAGCAUUCAGGGCUGAUUUCCUUCAGAAUGGAUAGGUUUGAUCUUCUUGCAGUCCAUGGGACUCUCAAGAGUCUCCUCCAGCACCAUAGUUCAAAAGCAUCAAUUCUUUGGCAAUCAGCCUUCUUUAUGGUCCAGCUCUCACGUCCAUACAUCACUACUGGGAAAACCAAAGCUAGAUGUUAUUAAUGUGGUCCAUUGUUUUGAGUGGGGCUUAGAAACAUUUACCAGACCCUUAAAUAUAUUACAUGUAUAUUUAUAAUGAUACGUAAUAGUUAUCUACAAUAGGUGUAAUCUUACAGUUUUCAGUAGUAGACAUCGCUUCUUGCACGUGAUCUGCUGCUUAAGAACAUGUAAGCAAUGCUAGAGGGACAGAACCCUUUUGUCAAUGCAGAUAGAAGAGGUUGCUAGGAAAAUAACAAUGAUUACUUGAGGAGGCUCUAUCAGGCCAAUUUUGCUUGAUUUAUACAUAAAGUCAUUUGUCUGAAUAAUGAUGUCAUUCACCCCAUAAGUGCAUUUGUAUUAUUGCUGAAGCAUCUGACUGAUCCAAGAUAUGUGCUUGUUCAACCAUACUGUUCGUAUCUCUUUCCCACCCACUUGUAGCACCAUGUGCCAUACCAGUAAAAAGGGCUACAGUAUUAUACAAUGAGCAGAAACUAAAGGUGCAAGACCAUCUCAGGGAUGGAAUAAAACAUGGUGAGACCAUCUGGUUUUUCUGCAAAAAUAAAGAACAGCAGUGUAGUUACACGGUACCAACUCAGUGCAUAGAUGGCACUCUUUCGGUCCCUGCCUGUUUCAAAGGUAAGAUCAAGCUGGGUUUUCCACCCCCUUUUUGUAAAAUAAAUUUUUAAAAAUCAUUUCUUGUGGUCUAUACAAGCAAGUCCAUACAAGCAAGCCUAGCUCCUCCGUCCUGGGUAGAAUCUACACACAUUAAAAAUGUUGUGAAAAUGCUUUUUUUUUAAAAAAAAAAAUCGUUUUGAAAAAUGCAUUAAAUUUGCUUUAGCUCACAGUCACCAUCUAGUGUCACAAUUGAAUAUUGCACUUUACAACACAUUCAAAACGUUUUACAGUGGUACCUCGGGUUAAGUACUUAAUUCGUUCUGGAGGUCCAUUCUUAACCUGAAACUGUUCUUAACCUGAAGCACCACUUUAGCUAAUGGGGCCUCCCGCUGCUGCCGGCACGCGAUUUCCGUUCUCAUCCUGAAGCAAAGUUCUUAACCCGAGGUACUAUUUUUGGGUUAGCAGAGUCUGUAACCUGAAGUGUCUGUAACCUGAAGCGUAUGUAACCCGAGGUACCACUGUACUUGCAGCUGUAUAGCUGAGUCCCUAAUCUCUCCUAAACAGCAAUGGAAGUAGAGCAGGGGUCAGCAAACUUUUUCAGCAGGGGGCCGGUCCACUGUCCCUCAGACCUUGUGGGGGGCCGGACUAUAUAUUUUUUUGGGGGGGGGGAUGAACGAAUUCCUAUGCCCCACAAAUAACCCAGAGAUGCAUUUUAAAUAAAAGGACACAUUCUACUCAUGUUAAAACAUGCUGAUUCCCGGACUGUCCGCGGGCCGGAUUUAGAAGGUGAUUGGGCCGGAUCCGGCCCCUGGGCCUUAGUUUGCCUACCCAUGGAGCAAAGCACUAAAAGUACUGAUAUUGGUUUCAGUCUACAGAACUGACCUGAUGGACCCAUGUUGUAGAUAUUUUUUUUUGCACUUAACAGAGCCAGUGUAAAGGGUUAGCCGAUGUAGUUGAGCAUCUGGCAAGGGCCCACAUCCCUGCAGGGUUAGCCCACUGAUGAGAGCCCCAUGAAAUGAUCUAUCUGAGGGUCCUACAAACUCAGAGCUGGUCAUUUUUUAAAAAAGCCAAGUCUACAGCGGUAUCUCAGGUUAAGUACUUAAUUCGUUCUGGAGGUCCAUUCUUAACCUGAAACUGUUCUUAACAUGAAGCACCACUUUAGCUAAUGGGGCCUCCUGCUGCUGCUGCGCCGCUGGCGCACGAUUUCUGUUCUCAUCCUGAAGCAAAGUUCUUAACCUGAGGUACUAUUUCUGGGUUAGCGGAGUCUGUAACCUGAAGCGUCUGUAACCCAAGGUACCACUGUAUUGCAUUCCGAUUUUCCCAGACAAAAAGGAAAUGGCUUUGUCUGCGAAAUAGUUAUUUGCAUUAGAUUCCGGCCCAAACAUCCAAUGCUGCAUUUAGCAUAUAUGUAAAUAAGAAUCUAAUUAAGACAAAACAACCAAGGUGGUUAUUUUCUAUAGUGUUCAUAUCCUGAGAGCAGUGCUUUUUUCUGGGGGGACACCCCCCCUAAACAUUUUGUGAAUCUUUGUACUUUUGUCCAUUUACUGUAUUAAUUUCCCCUGAUUUGAACUAUAAAAUGGUGAUUUUCUUGAGUCAAAAUGAGAGUACCCCUAAACAUUUUUUUAAAGAAAAAAAAAGCACUGCCUAAGAGACAGUUCCCAUCCUUGCCUAGCACAGAGCUUGGAUAAGUGGCAUAAGAGAAGAAUUUAGGUUAUCCACCUGCCUAAUUUAUUUCCUUCCUAAAUUGACUUCAGAAACACUGGCUGAUAUACAAAUCAAUAUGGCUAACCUGAUCCAAAACACCCACCCACCCCACUCACACACGAAAACAAAGAUCACCACAGCCAAUCACAAACAAACAAUCACACCCUAGGCCAACCCCAACCUCUCUCACCACCAAAGGAACACAAGUGAACAACACAAACAACGCUGACACCAAACACUACAUACAUUAAGCAUAAUAGAAACAUCGCCACCCGACCCCACCCCCACCCAUCUACCCUCCCUCCACCCCCCCUUUCCCCCCUUUUUUUCUUCUCCCCCUAAUGUCUCAACAAAUGAAACAGAUUUGUAAAAAUGUUACAUGGAAAAAAAUACGAGGCAUUAUACUUACUUCUGUAAAACAAGAAAAUCCUUAAUAAUUUUUUUUUUUAAAAAAAAGAAACACUGGCUGACUCUUUUCACUUCAGGGCUGGUAUUAGAGAAGCAUAGUUCUUGAGCCCAAAUAUAUAUGUAGAGGAAAGCGCGAAAUUAUGUAUAAACAUAUAAACAAAUUCAGGUGGCAAGCACAUACAAGGGGCUUUAUCAAACAUGGGUUCCAUGAACUGACUUCUGCUCAGAAAUUAUUUUCCUCCACCUAAAGGCUCUCCAAAGGGUUGGGAGAACCUACCAAACAUUGCAGGCUGUCUUAUGGGGCUACAGUGGGGAAGGGAAUCGACUGAAAUCAGGAACUUUGUGUGAGCACUGCACAAUUCCUAUGCCAGAUUUCCAGCAAUUCCUUUCUUUUUGUGGGGCAUAGGAGGCUGUAGCUGGGAGGACAAGAUCUCAGUAUCCCCCCCCCCAAUGAUUAAACCUGAAUAAUUUUAUUUGGUAUAGCUUUAUUUGGAAAAAGAAAAAUGCUAUACUUUUGCCUGUUAAUAUACUAAGUUGCUUCAUCUUUUGCAUGGACUGAUGAUCACUGUUCUGCCCAUCUGUACACAAAGCAUAUGAAUGUAUGUGUAUCAUAUUUUGAGUUACAAGUAUCUUAACGAAAUGUUCAUUUUUUCUUUAAUAGAACGUGGGUGGUUUUCAACCUUGGUGAAAACAGAUGUAGCAGACAUGACACCAUGCGAGAAUAUCAAUUGAAGAGGUUAUCUCCAAGUGUUGUUUGAAAAAAGAUGCACAUGAAUGGUACAAGAGAGUUCCUUCUAGAUAAAACCUACAUGCAAUUUAAAGCACAACCCUACCAGCGAAUUCUAAACUGCCCCUUUAAAGCAACUUUCCAUCAAAAUUGCGUUUAAGCUACAUCAUCUUGUGCUAAUUUUGUCCUCGUUCUUUUUAAGAAACAUGCUUUUAGCCUGCCUACAGGAAAUAAACAUGUAGCAGUUAACAUACAGUUGAAAAGCUGCGUGAACCAGCAAUAGUUGAUUGCUCUGUUAAUGUAACCAGGGUCUCUCUUUGUGGCAAAUCAGUUUCAAGUAUGAUGUAAUUACAUAAUAUUGCAUUAUUAGGUUUUAAAUAAUUUUCUUGAUGAAAAUGUUGUUAAUUUGUGAGCUGGGCUAGAAAGGGCUAGCAACAAAGGGAGCUGACUACUGUUUUCUCCAGACUUCACCCAGCACAAGCACAUCAGGGUAUCUGCUACCUGAAUGAUCCGCUGUAGCCUUGUGGAAUGGAACUUCCCCCAGGUGACACAGCCUGUGGAGACAAUCAUUGCCCCUUGUAGCUGGGCUAGGAGGAAAAACAUCUGGGUUUUGAAACAAGAUCUCUCUCAUCCCUGUGUAUCUUGAAAGACAUACCUGUGGCAGGCUCACAGUGUUCGUCUGUGUGUCUAUCCACGCUCCCAGGUGCAGCAUGAGCUGUGCAGGUGUCAGCUAGCUAUUUUUUAGAUUAAUGUGGAAACAGUCCCCAGUCCCCUCCAGAUCCUGCUGUCCCUGGGAGCCUGGUCUGAUCAGGAUGUUGGCUAAAUAAGCAAAUGCAUGGACCACCUAUUUCCUCAGACAGGCCACAACUGCUACAAAUACCUACAUGAAUACACUCGGUGCUGCACACAAGCCAAAUCAGGAGAGUUGUAUUCAUAGUGAAGUCCCUGGUAUGCAAAUCUCACAUACUGGUGAUGAAGCUGAUGAAGUAGUAUGUGAAGACAGGCCUCUGUGAGAUCCAAUGUGGCUUGGGGCUUUUCAAUACAGUGGUACCUCGGGUUAAGAACUUAAUUCAUUCCGGAGGUCCGCACUUAACCUGAAAUUGUUCUUAACCUGAGGCACCACUUUAGCUAAUGGGGCUUCUUGCUGCCUCUGCGCCGCUGGCGCACGAUUUCUGUUCUCAUCCUGAGGUAAAGUUCUUAGCCCGAGGUACUAUUUCUGGGUUAGCAGAGUCUGCAACCUGAAGCGCCUGUAACCUGAGGUUCCACUGUAUUGUCUUUGACCCACUUUGGAUUCAGAAUUGCCCUCCAGUCCCCAAUUUCCUGGGAAUGGUGACUAGAAUGGAAUAGCAGGCAUGGCACCGGGAAAACAGGCUCUAUCAUUUAUAUGCUUCUCAGAUUCUUGAUGGCAUCAGCUAUUAUUUCUGAAGCCUUUUGGACCUGAGGGAGGAGAAGGAAUAAGGUAGGAGAAUUGGGCAAAUUCAAACUGGUGUCCUUCUCUGACAAUGGCCAAGGUGCAUUGAUCCCUGUUGGUGCUGAGCCACAAUGAAGCAAAGUGCUGGAGUUCUGGUCAGGCCUGUAGCUGGUGCUGUGGGUCUGAUGCCUCCCCACCCUUAUGUCAAUGAAUUGUUACGAAUUGCUACUGUAUCCAGAAGCCAACACAAUAGGAUUAAGAAACGAAACAUGAAAAAGGACAAUAAUAAAGUGUGUGCAGAUCAAGCUACUUAACAAUAUACCAAUCAGAACAUCUGGGGAGGGGGGAGAGACAAGGAACAAUUAUCCAGAUAUUUCCAAACUGACAAACAAGCACAUACCUCCCUGGUGAAAUCUACUUCUUUUUAAAACUAUAUCUUUUUUAUUACUAAAGAUUUGCUUGGGUUACAAACCAAAAUCUACACCUAAUACUGUGUAAAUAAUACUUAAGCGUUUAGUAAGAAUGGUUUCAAGCACAUGCUUUUUCACUGUUUAAAAUAUUUUUCUGUUUCACAACUAAUGCAUUGCAAAACAGAAUACGUCAAGAAACAUGCAUGUGGAAUGGCUCAAAAUAUCACAAAAUGCUAUUUGGCUGUUAUAUCACAGCAGGAUUCAGGUUUUGUCAUAUUGAUUUUCCAAACAAGAAACUUGAGGUUUUCUUGAAUUCUACUUACCCCACCAAUGGUGGCUCAUUCAUUCUACUUACCAAUUUCCAAGAUGGAUGCAUUAAAGUGCUUAAAACACUAUUCUUCCAGAGUAAAAUGAUGGUAUUUUUGUAAUUAUAUCCCUUGGCAAGUAGAAUAAAAAUUAUUACCCCAAAGCCUCUGAAGCUGUGAAAUGAAUUUUGUGACUCACAUUUCAAACAUGAAAGGUUUGCGCAGAAACCCUGAAAUAUUGUACUGUGACUAGAAGUGUUUUCAAGAGUUUAUUAUGAUGAAUGAAGCCUGCCUUUUUCUUUGUAGACAACUGAAAGAGUGCCUCAAGCUGUGCUUAUGCUUCUUGUGGCAACCUGCUGUGGUACUUGCAAAGAUAAGAGAGCAUGGGGGGGGGGAGGUUUAAAAAAGCAGCAAGCUACAGUCUAUCUAAAUGAAUACUUUUUUUACAAUUCAAAUUGUGAGUUGUAUCACAUUGGGGAUUUGUACAUAUUCAACCAUUGUAUUUUCGGAAUCAAUACCUCUGGAGGGACAGUAUGCAACAUAUGUUUAGUACAACGACUUUCUUUUGUAGUUGGAUUAUGGUGAGCAUAGUGACAUCUGCCUUUUCACUCUUGGAUAGAAAUUAGGCAGGUUAUCAAGUCACAUAAAUCUGUACAGGAAUUCCUUCCCUUUUACAAGCUGUUCUCUUCUUUAGUGCUUGAAAACCAAGCUAUCAAAAUACAGUAACACGAUCCCUUCGGAAAUUAGGCCCAGGUGUGACUAGUAGUUCCCUGGCCCUUCGCGUCAACUAGAGGUGUUGGGAAACUUUGGCCCUCCAGAUGCGGUUGAACUACAGCCCCCAUAAUCUCUGAUCACUGGUCAUGCUAGCUGAGACUGAUGGGAGUUGUAGUUCAGCAAAACCUGAAGGGCCACAGGGUAGCUAUCCCUAUCUGAAGUAUGUUUACCAUGUACGUUCAUGGAACAAUAUAAAUAAUAAAAGCUGUUGUCACUUG